AUGAAGCCGACCCGACUUUUGAUUUCUAUUCCGGCAUCGACGUCAACUGGGUCCGACGUUUUAAACGUGGGGCUUCUACUUAUUAUAUAUGUCACGUUCUUUGUCACGUCUGCUCGGAACCUAAGUGACAUUCCACACGCUAUAAUCAUGCUUUGCGUCAUGUCUUUUACUGUGUGCUACAUCCUCUCCGUCUCUCUAUCGCUUGACUAA
This is a messenger RNA of Plasmopara halstedii, 210 nucleotides long. RefSeq lists its product as uncharacterized. NCBI's taxonomy places the organism in Eukaryota, Oomycota, Peronosporomycetes, Peronosporales, Peronosporaceae. Bases 1 to 210 code for a protein of 69 amino acids. The record is from RefSeq and is a predicted model, not a curated record. The transcript has 2 exons.